Cottoperca gobio is the source of this 2761-nucleotide messenger RNA. RefSeq names its product cannabinoid receptor 1 (gene cnr1). NCBI's taxonomy places the organism in Eukaryota, Metazoa, Chordata, Actinopteri, Perciformes, Bovichtidae. Gene Ontology annotation, biological process: G protein-coupled receptor signaling pathway. The record is from RefSeq and is a predicted model, not a curated record. Gene Ontology annotation, molecular function: cannabinoid receptor activity. The transcript is spliced from 2 exons. Gene Ontology annotation, cellular component: membrane. The coding region runs from base 412 to 1833 and encodes 473 amino acids.
AGCACGUGACCAGCAGGCGCACAAAAAGGAGCCUUAACACCGCCCGCUCCCACAGCACACACUGACUCUCUCCACCGGCUGACUGCCCGUCCGGCUUCACUGUAUUUGACAUUGACAGUAUCUGGGGAGGCAACCCACGAUAAUUCCCUCCGGCAUAUAAUCAAAACAACAACAUUUGUAGUUUCACACUGGCUCUCAGUUCUUUGUGGAGUUGCUGCCACUGUUGGUGAAGAGAGCGAAGACAAGCGACUGGUUUACUCCCAGUUUAGUUUAGUUUUUUUUUUUUUUGUUUGCCUUAUUGAUCGAGGCAAGAUGUUUGUGCUGAGAAAAUCAAGAUGUCCUUUUGCAUGGAUAUAAAGCUGUUACACCACACUCCUCUCCAUUAAGCAUCUCUACAUCCACAACUCAGCCAUGAAGUUGGCUUUGCACAGGAUAGCAGGCACCACAAUGAGUACAUUAACAGCAGGUGUCCAGUAUCUCGGCUCCAACGACGCCAGCUACGAUGACACCUCCAUUGACUCGACUCUAAUCAAGAACCGAUUCCACUUUGAGAAGCCUCACUCCGCCUCGAUUAGCAACUCAUUUCCUGGAAAUAAAGAGGUCAUUUACAGCGGCCUUGCUCCCAUUUUCCCCACAAAUGUGUCAGACUUUCUGCUGAGUAAUGGCACCUCUGUGGACAGCGGAGGGGCGGUACAGUGUGGGGAGGACUUUGUGGACAACAUGGAGUGUUUUAUGAUUCUGACUCCCGGUCAGCAGCUCGCAGUCGCCAUCCUGGCACUCACCCUGGGUACAUUUACUGUGCUGGAGAACCUCAUGGUGCUGUGUGUGAUCCUACACUCCCAGACGCUUCGGUCUCGGCCUUCCUACCACUUCAUAGGCAGCCUAGCUGUGGCUGAUCUGAUAGGCAGCAUAAUUUUUGUCUAUAGCUUCCUGGAUUUCCACGUCCUCCACAGGAAGGACAGCCCCAAUAUUUUCCUCUUCAAGCUGGCCGGGGUCAUCGCCUCCUUCACCGCCUCUGUGGGCAGUCUGUUUCUCACUGCCAUAGACCGCUACAUCUCCAUCCACAGGCCCAUGGCGUACAAACGCAUCGUCACAAAGACUAAAGCAGUCAUUGCCUUCAGUGUGAUGUGGACCAUCUCCAUUGUCUUCUCACUGCUGCCGCUGCUGGGGUGGAACUGCAAGCGUCUCAACUCUGUCUGCUCGGACAUUUUCCCUCUAAUCGACCAGAAGUACCUUAUGUUCUGGAUCGGGAUGACAAUUAUCUUGGUCCUGUUCAUCAUCUACGCCUACAUGUUCAUCCUCUGGAAGUCCCACCACCAUGCUGUCCGCAUGCUGAGCCGCAGCUCCCAGAGGAGUGUGAUUGUCUACACUGCAGAGGGGACUAAAGUGCAGACGGUGAGGCCCGAGCAGGCACGGAUGGAUCUCCGCCUGGCUAAAACCCUGGUUCUGAUCCUGGUGGCCCUCAUCAUCUGCUGGGGCCCACUUCUAGCCAUCAUGGUUUACGACCUCUUUGGGAAGGUGAACGACUUCAUCAAGACUGUGUUUGCAUUUUGCAGCAUGCUCACCCUGCUCAACUCAACCGUGAAUCCUGUGAUCUACGCCAUGAGGAGCAAGGACCUGCGCAGGGCUUUCCUCAACAUCUGCCAUAUGUGCCGGGUAGCAACGCAGCCUCUGGACAACAGCGCUGAGAGUGACUGGAACAGCAGGAGUGUAAGAGGCACAGCAGCAGGCAGGGCGGGGAAAUAUGGAGCCGACUGUGGAAAGACUCGAGUAAAAGUAGCCCAGGUUACUGUUUCUGGAGUGACUGAGUCUUCUACAGCAGAGCCAGUGUAAAAGACAAGCUGCCCUGCUCUGGUACAACUGUGAAGUUAUUGUAGAAUAGCCCCGACCCUCCUAGUGAACUGCUCUGUUACUGUGAAAUGUGCCAAAUAAAAGACUUAGAUACAAAACUAAAGAACAAGUUUCUGUUGCUUUUGUUUUAAAGCUGAAAUGAGUAAUAUUUAUAUAUUAUCCAACUGUAUGGUGGAGUGUGAUUAUACUCUUAAGAACUGUGCAUUAUCUGUUAUUGAGAAAUGGUUUGUUAAGUUGCACAAGUCUAAAUGACAAUGCCAAUUUUAUCUCAUUUCAUUCAGUAAACAAUAUAGUUGUAUUUACGAAAACUUUUUUUUCUGCAACAACCGUUACAACACUCUGCUCUGUCACCUUUGCUGUAGUUUGAAUGUGCAUAAAGUUACAGAUUUCAGCUUUAAGGUAGACAAGUAUGGAGUUCUCUUUUGUUCUUUCUUUUUCACCCUACUUCAUAGCACUAUUGUGGCAAUGAUGCAAGGUGAAACUGUGUCUACCUUCAUGCAACAUGUCAGUUUUGAAUGACAGCACACUGCUUGUAAGUAAAAUUAGCAUCCUAUUAGUGAUUUGAAAUCAGCUGUUGAUGAUUUUGUAAGACCAUGAUAUUGUACAGUUUGGCAUUCUAAUGUUGUUUUACUUUAUUUAUUGUAUUUUUUUUACUUGUACUUUGCAAAGUAAAAUGGUGAGUCGUACUUUGAAAUAUGAACGGCUUUUUGAUCAAAUCAAAACUUUAGUCUGUCGUGAUUUGGGAAUGUUACAUUGUUGCUUAUAACACAUGUGUUUAUGAAACAAUUACAGCAGUUUGUGAGAAGCUACACUGGUAUUUGUGUGAGGCAUCCAUUGUACAAUUGUGUCUCAUAACUGUGUAUACGCAAGGACAUGAGUUCAAUAAAUAUAUGACAUUUGUCUAUUUUUA